AUGAGGUGUCCAGAGAGGAUAAAGGCCUGGCCCGCAGGGUCGGGGGGAGGGCCCCCCACUACGCUCCUCUCUGCAUCCUUCUCUUCCCUGGGUCCUCCGAGUCCACCGCUCUCAUGGCCCCCAAAAAGCCCGAGGCGAAGAAGGAGGAGGCCAAGGCGGCCCCCAAGACGGCAGCCGCCGCCCCGGCCCCCGCCCCGGCUCCAGCGCCCGAGCCUGACCGGCCCAAGGAAGUGGAAUUCGACGCUUCCAAGGUCAAGAUCGAGUUCACACCGGAGCAGAUCGAAGAAUUUAAGGAGGCCUUCAUGUUGUUCGACCGCACGCCCAAGGGCGAGAUGAAGAUCACCUACGGGCAGUGCGGGGAUGUCCUGAGGGCCUUGGGACAGAACCCGACGCAAGCCGAGGUGCUCCGUGUCCUGGGGAAGCCGAAACAGGAAGAGCUCAACAGCAAGAUGAUGGACUUCGAAACGUUCCUGCCCAUGCUCCAGCAUAUUUCCAAGAAUAAGGACACGGGCACCUACGAGGACUUUGUGGAAGGGCUUCGGGUCUUCGACAAGGAGGGCAACGGCACUGUCAUGGGUGCUGAACUCCGCCAUGUGCUGGCCACGUUGGGUGAGAGACUGACAGAGGACGAGGUGGAGAAAUUGAUGGCAGGGCAAGAGGACUCCAAUGGCUGCAUCAAUUAUGAAGCAUUUGUGAAGCACAUUAUGGCCAGCUGAACCUCCCAUAGGGAGCCCAGGGGACACUGAGCCGGGGACAUCUCCUCCCAUCUCCUGUCUGUGAUGCCGACACUGCUGUCCUGAAGCUGCAGGAAGGAGGAGGAAGUGGACCAGACUCCUCCACGUACCCCAAGAUCUCUGUGAAAGGAUGAGAUCGCUCAUCCCUGCCCACCCCCCCUUAUCUACGGUGCUUGCCUGGGACUCCCUCUGUGUGUCUACCCCAUGGGCCUGAUAAAUAAACGGAAUUCCUUCCUUC
Molecule: messenger RNA, 972 nt
Organism: Perognathus longimembris pacificus (Pacific pocket mouse)
Lineage: Eukaryota; Metazoa; Chordata; Mammalia; Rodentia; Heteromyidae
Gene: Myl3
Product: myosin light chain 3
Exons: 7
Coding region: 114-716 (200 amino acids)
Cellular component (GO): myosin II complex
Molecular function (GO): calcium ion binding
Source: RefSeq, a predicted model, not a curated record